AUGACCAGUCCCACCCGCGAACGUCGUCCGUCAAUCGGAGCUCCAAUAUCAGAUCUGCAGGGACCCGUUGGACCUGGAUUCAGCCGCCCGAAACAUAAACGUACAUUUACUGGGUUGCUGCCCCAGGAUAUCAAAAAAGUCGAAGCCAGCAUCCCGGAACCGCAGCGAGAAGCGUAUAAAGAAGUUGUUCGCCAUGUCGAGACUACCCUUGCUCGGUCGCUCUUCAACUGUGAUGAAUUGGCGGCAUAUUCUGGCACUGCAUUGGCAUUUCGUGACCGACUUAUUAUUGAAUGGAAUAAAACUCAACAGCGACAGACAUUUGCAGACCAGAAGAGAGUUUACUAUCUUUCUCUUGAAUUUUUGAUGGGGCGAGCUUUGGACAAUGCGAUGCUGAAUGUGGGAUUGAAGCAAGUUGCGAGAGGUAUGAUACCCGUCCCCGGUCCUAAGGUCACCACUAAUGCAACUAUUGUAGACGGUCUGAAAGACCUUGGCUUUCGUAUCGAGGAUGUCAUUAGCCAAGAGCAUGAUGCGGCUUUGGGAAACGGCGGACUUGGACGUCUUGCAGCCUGCUUCCUUGACAGCCUCGCAUCUCUUAACUACCCUGCAUGGGGGUAUGGAUUGCGAUAUCGAUACGGCAUUUUUAAGCAAGAGAUAAUCAACGGCUAUCAGAUUGAAGUCCCUGAUUACUGGCUCGAUUUCAACCCAUGGGAGUUCCCUCGCCAUGAUGUUACUGUUGAUAUCCAGUUUUAUGGUUCGGUUAGAAAAUAUCAGGAUGAAAAUGGUAAAACUAACUACUCUUGGGAAGACGGAGAAAUUGUUCAAGCAGUUGCCUAUGAUGUGCCCAUUCCUGGCUAUGCAACACCAACAACCAACAACCUCCGUCUUUGGUCAAGCAAGGCUGCCAGUGGGGAGUUUGAUUUCCAAAAAUUCAACGCAGGCGAAUAUGAAAGCGCUGUCACUGAUCAGCAGCGCGCGGAGACCAUAUCGGCUGUUCUCUACCCUAAUGACAGCCUUGACCGCGGCAAGGAACUGCGCUUGAAACAGCAAUACUUUUGGUGUGCGGCUUCACUUUAUGAUAUUGUUAGGCGAUUCAAGAAGACUAAACGCGCAUGGUCAGAGUUCCCUGAUCAAGUGGCGAUCCAGCUGAAUGACACGCAUCCAACUCUUGCAAUAGUGGAACUGCAGCGAAUCCUCAUUGACCAAGAGGGACUAGAAUGGAAUGCGGCUUGGACUAUCGUUUCCAGCACAUUCGGCUAUACGAAUCACACUGUUUUGCCCGAAGCCUUGGAGAAAUGGUCCGUUCCUCUGAUCCAGACCCUCCUUCCCAGGCAUUUGCAAAUUAUCUACGAUAUAAAUUUGCUCUUCCUUCAAAUGGUGGAGAAAAUGUUCCCGAAGGAUCGUGAUCUGUUAAGGAACGUUUCGAUAAUCGAAGAGUCUCAGCCGAAAAUGGUUCGAAUGGCUCAUUUGGCAAUUAUCGGAUCUCACAAAGUCAAUGGCGUGGCAGAGCUACACUCCGACCUCAUCAAGACGACUAUAUUUAAGGAUUUCGUCGAGAUAUAUGGACCGGACAAAUUCACAAACGUAACAAACGGCAUCACCCCUAGAAGAUGGCUCCACCAGGCCAAUCCUCGCCUCUCUAAUCUCAUUGCGUCGAAGCUUGGUGACGGCUUUUUGAAGGAUCUCACGUUACUCGAUAAGCUUGAGGCAUACAUCGACGACGAAUCUUUCAGGAGAGAGUGGGCGGAUAUCAAACAUGCUAACAAGGUUCGCCUUGCGAACCAUAUCUUUAGUACCACCGGGAUCCGUGUCGACCCGAAAGCGCUGUUUGAUAUACAGGUUAAGCGGAUCCACGAAUACAAGCGGCAACAAUUAAACAUUUUUGGCGUAAUACACAGGUAUCUUAAAAUAAAAGCAAUGAGUGCUAACGAACGAGCAAAACUUGUUCCUCGUGUGUCAAUCUUUGGGGGGAAAGCUGCACCAGGAUACUGGAUGGCGAAAUCCAUUAUCCAUCUUAUCAACCAAGUGGGGUCGGUUGUUAACAGUGAUCCGGAUGUUGGUGAUCUCUUGAAAGUCAUCUUCGUGGAAGACUAUAACGUUAGCAAGGCGGAAAUGAUUUGCCCUGCUUCGGAUAUCAGCGAGCAUAUCUCAACCGCUGGUACGGAGGCUAGCGGGACAAGUAAUAUGAAAUUCGUCCUUAAUGGGGGACUUAUAAUUGGCACAUGCGAUGGCGCGAAUAUCGAGAUUACCCGCGAGAUUGGAGAACAAAACAUCUUCCUUUUCGGUACUCUCGCUGAAGACGUUGAAGAUCUCCGCCAUGCCCAUAUUUAUGAGAAGGAUAACGUCACCCUAGGUAACCACCUGACCGCUGUCUUUGAUACCAUCAAGUCAGGGACGUUUGGCGAUGCCAGCUCAUUUUCGGCACUGAUUUCGGCAAUCACCGAACAUGGAGAUUACUACCUGGUCUCAGACGAUUUCCAUUCUUAUAUCACGACGCAAGAUAUGGUGGAUGAAGCCUAUCGGGAUCAAGAUGGCUGGUUGGAGAAGUGUAUUUUGAGCGUGUCGAGGAUGGGAUUUUUCUCGUCUGAUAGGGUUAUCGCGGAGUAUGCGGAUAGUAUUUGGAACAUUGAACCAGUUGAUGCUCCGGAGUAGGGUGAGCUCUCAUGUUAUGAUUGGGCUUUUCAGACCGUGGAGUGGAAUGGUGGAAAUGAUUCCAAAGUGGCAUUGGAUAUUCGUUCGUUUGUCAGUUAACUAUUAUUACUAUUAUCCAGAAUUGCGAUUUCAAAUGUUUUCCGGAAG
Molecule: messenger RNA, 2796 nt
Organism: Histoplasma capsulatum G186AR
Lineage: Eukaryota; Fungi; Ascomycota; Eurotiomycetes; Onygenales; Ajellomycetaceae
Product: glycogen phosphorylase
Exons: 5
Coding region: 1-2649 (882 amino acids)
Biological process (GO): glycogen catabolic process
Cellular component (GO): cytoplasm
Molecular function (GO): glycogen phosphorylase activity; pyridoxal phosphate binding
Source: RefSeq, a predicted model, not a curated record